Gadus chalcogrammus (walleye pollock) is the source of this 2886-nucleotide messenger RNA. RefSeq names its product citrate synthase lysine methyltransferase (gene cskmt). Bases 83 to 850 code for a protein of 255 amino acids. Gene Ontology annotation, molecular function: methyltransferase activity. NCBI's taxonomy places the organism in Eukaryota, Metazoa, Chordata, Actinopteri, Gadiformes, Gadidae. The transcript is spliced from 2 exons. The record is from RefSeq and is a predicted model, not a curated record.
AGCCGUGCAUUAAUAAGCAUUGUGAAAGUGGCAUUCGUCCCAUUCAUUCGUUUCAUUCUGUGAAAGCAAGGACAGCAACAACAUGUCACCUCUAUCUGUAGUGGCUCGCCGGAGUUUGGGGACGUUAACAUUAACAUCCAUAUUCGCAAGACAACAUUCCUCACUUACGACUGAACUAAUCGAAAACAUGGACAAGAAAGCAACCUGGGAUCGGUUCUACACAGAGAACAGCAGCAGCAACUUCAAGAACUUUGAGUGGUUCUUCGGUUUCGACUCGGUCCGGGACUUCGUCCUGCCCCUCUUACAGCCCCAGACCCGCACUGCCACCCCGCUCCACGUCCUGGACAUGGGCUGUGGGACCUCUGCUCUGGGACCCAGCAUCUACCAACACUCCUCCGUCCAGGUGACCGUCACCUGUGCCGAUAUAUCCCCGAUCGCUGUGCGUCUAAUGCGGGAACACAUCGCAGCCAAAGCCAUCGAGCCCCAUCAUCCACUCUCCAUCCUCGGGUUCCUGGAGCUCGACUGCAGGGAGAUGUUUGCACACUUCGGGGCGGACGAGUUGGACCUCAUUGUGGACAAGGGCACGACCGAUGCCCUGUUGCGGUCGAAGGACGGCAGUGGGAAGGCGGGUCACGUGGUGCGGCAGUGCCUGAGGACGCUGCGGGGCUCCGGGCGCCUGCUCCAGUUCUCGGACGAAGACCCCGAUGCCCGGCUGCUGUGGCUGGAGACAGAGGGGCGGGAACCCGGGGAGAGGCCGGCGCAGGUCGCGGUGCAGGAGGUGGGGGAGCUCCGCGGCGUGCGUUAUUAUUGCUAUCAAGUCACUUCGCCCCCUGUCGUUGAAUUACUGUAAUGGUUUGUAUAGUUUCUUCGUAAUAAUUAUAUCUUGAUGGGUCGUGAGCAGUGGCGGCUGGCGAUCAAACAUGUUGGUGGGACACAGUAAUAUACAGGGGGUCUGAGGUCCCCCCCCCCCCUUUUAUUUAAUAUAUAUGAUUUGCUGUUUCUGGUGCAUUUUGGGGAUGGCCACUAUCUAUUUACCUACUUUUCAUUCAGAUUCAUAGCCUACAUCCUGACUUGCAGGGCCUGGACAAGCUUACACUGCAUAUACAGACCUACUUCAUGGCCAUUCCACCAGCCAUUGCUAUUUGACCCAUUGUUGUCAUUCUGAUGUUGAGUCUAAUCAUGAUCACUGUCCUAUAGCGUCCAUAAUUUGUGAGUCUCAAUGUCUACUUCAAAUGCAGUUAGAAAUAUGGGACAGUUGCUGUAUUUUUUUUAUAUGCUACAGGCCGAAAGACUAAAUUAAUAUGUAACUUACUCCUUUUAAGUAUUACAUUGCUUGGGGAGUCCAAUUCCUCUAAUGCAAAGGGUGGAAAGUGCUUACAACUCUGCUAGUUAGUGAUCUAUCUCCUCUCUACCUGUAGUUGUGGUGCUGCUGAGGGAGGUAGCCGAUUUGAUUGAUUCGCUGAAUUGUCCAAUCAUGUGGUCAUAACAAAAAAGAAAAUCCUAAGAGGUAACACUGUCGUUUUUUUCGAUAGUCAUGAAAAAAAACAUAAGGGGUAACACUGUGGUUUUUUAUCGGUCGUCAUGGAAAAAAUCAUAAGGGGUAACACUGUCAAUUUUUUUUAUCUGUGGUCAAAUUAAACAUAAGGUGUAGCAGUGUGGUUUUUCAUCGCGCGUCAUCAAACAAAACAUAAGGGGUAACACUGUUGUUUUUUAAUCGGCCGUCAUGAAAAAAACAUAAUGCUAAUAAUACUGUCGUCUUUUAUCGGUCGUCAUGGAAAAAACCUAAGGGGUAACACUCGUUUUUUAUCGGUCAUCAUGGAAAAAAACAUAAUGGGUAACAUUGUCGUUUUUCAUUUGUUGUCAUAAAAAAAACCUAAGGGGUAACACUGUUGUUUUUUAUCGGUCGUCAUGGAAAAAAACAUAAGGGGUAACAUUGUCGUUUUUCAUUUGUUGUCAUAAAAAAAACAAAAGGGGUAACACUGUUGUUUUUUAAUCGGCCGUCAUGAAAAAAACAUAAUGGCUAAUAAUACAAUUUUUUUAUCGGUUGUCAAAUUAAACAUAAGGUGUAGCAAAGUGGUUUUUCAUCGCCCGUCAUGAAACAAAACAUACGUUAAUGGAUACAUCUUAUUUCUCAAUCAUGUGAAUGGUAAAGUCAAGUAUAACCUCCAUACACAUUCUGGAAAGCGUCUUGGUGGUGAAGCGGUCAGGGCUCUCGGGUAAAGCUCGGUAGACUCAGGUUCGAGUCCCUGCUCAAACGGCCACCGGUGGUACCAUAAUGGAUGCAUCUUAUUUCUCUAUCAUGUGAAUGGUAAAGUCAAGUAUAACCUCCAAACAUGAUCUGGUAAGUGUCUUGGUGGUGCAGCGGUCAGGGCUGUUGGUUAAAGCUUUGUAGACUCUGGUUUGAGUCCCCGCAUGCACGCAUGGCUAAUAAGAAGGUUGAGCAUUCAGUAUGGUUCAGGUUCCCGGAUCUGAACCGGGGUUCAAGAGGUACAGUAAUGGAUGCAUCUUAUUUCUCUAUCAUGUGAAUGGUAAAGUCAAGUAUAUCCUCCAAACACAUAUUGGAGGCAGAGUCUUGGUGGUGCAGCGGUCAGGGCUGAUGGUUAAUGGUUAGUUAACGCCCUGUAGACUAAGGUUCGAGUCCCCGCUCACACGGCCACCGAGAUGAGAAUACACCAAGGUCGGCUCCUCCACGUUGGCGCGUAUCCCAGAACCCCACCUCCCCUUCUCCGGGGGGGGUGGGGGGGGGGCAAAGACUAAAGGGGUCUUGGUACUUGUGGCAAGGACUAAAGGGGUCUUGGUACUUGUGGCAAGGACUAAAGGGGUCUUGCUACUUGCGGCAAGGACUACUAUUUUACUUUUCCCAUUCUAACUUUUUUCAAAAAGUAU